This is a messenger RNA of Cavia porcellus (domestic guinea pig), 1423 nucleotides long. It is a transcript of the gene Adprh, whose product is annotated as ADP-ribosylarginine hydrolase. Gene Ontology annotation, molecular function: magnesium ion binding; ADP-ribosylarginine-[protein] hydrolase activity. Lineage: Eukaryota; Metazoa; Chordata; Mammalia; Rodentia; Caviidae. Gene Ontology annotation, biological process: protein de-ADP-ribosylation. Bases 209 to 1297 code for a protein of 362 amino acids. The record is from RefSeq and is a predicted model, not a curated record. The transcript is spliced from 4 exons.
AUUGUCCCACUGACAGCAGUCAGAAAAAAAGCAAAGAGAGCAGCAGGAAGCACACAAGCUCUGUCCACCUCAGAUUAGGGAUUUUUAAUCUUUGAAUGCAGAUGAACAAAACCUGCUGGGACCUCAGCUCGCUGCUCCUCCACUUUCUCCCUUCGGAGAAGAGCCGCGUUUUCUCAGUUGCCCCCAGACCACCCCUUCGGAGCCCAGCAUGUGUGGAGGCCUGAUGGAGAGGUAUGUGGCUGCCAUGUUGCUGAGCGCAGCUGGAGACGCGUUGGGGUUCUUCAACAGGAAGUGGGAAUUCCUGCGGGAUGGGGAGAAGAUACACCAGCAGUUGGCGGAGCUGGGCGGCCUGGAUGCCAUAGAUGUGAAGCAGUGGCGCGUCAGUGACGACACGGUGAUGCACCUGGCCACAGCGGAGGCCCUCUUGCAAGCUGGGAAAGCACCCAGCUUGGCUCGGCUCUACUCGCUUUUUGCUAAGCAUUACCAGGACUGCAUGGAAGACAUGGCUGGUCGGGCACCAGGGGAUACCUCAGUGCACAACAGCAUGAGGCUGGAGCCGGACAAGGCCAAUGGCUGGAGGAUUCCCUUUAACACCCAUGAAGGUGGCUGCGGGGCUGCCAUGCGGGCCAUGUGCAUUGGUCUCAGGUUUCCUCACCUCAGCCAGCUGGACACACUGAUCCACGUGAGCAUUGAGAGCGGCCGAAUGACCCAUCACCACCCUACAGGCUACCUGGGGGCCCUCGCGUCUGCUCUUUUCACAGCCUACGCUGUGAAUGGCAGGCCGCCCUGGGAAUGGGGCAAAGGGCUGAUGGAGGUCCUGCCGGCAGCUAAAGAUUACAUCGUCCAAUCAGGCUACUUCGUGGAGGAGAACCUUGAACACUGGUCCUACUUCCAAGAUCAGUGGGAAAAGUACCUGAAACUUAGAGGAAUUUUGGAUGGCAAGUCAGCCCCUGUCUUCCCACAAGCUUUUGAUGUGAAGGAGAGGGAUCAGUUCUACACCUCCCUGAGCUACUCUGGCUGGGGCGGCAGCAGUGGGCACGAUGCCCCUAUGAUUGCCUACGAUGCCAUACUUGCUGCCGGGGACUCAUGGAAGAAGCUUGCCCACCAUGCCUUUUUCCACGGUGGGGACAGUGACUCUACCGCAGCCAUUGCCGGGUGCUGGUGGGGGGCUAUGCAUGGCUUUAAAGGAGUGAGUCCUUCCAACUAUGAGAAGCUGGAAUAUAGAGAGCGGCUGGAAAAGGCCGCCAGGGCUUUGUACUCUCUUGGGUCCAAUGAAGACGCUGUAAUCAGCCUUUAGGAGACAAGAGGGUGGUUUCUCUUGGUUUCCUCUUCCGUGUAGUCCCUUUUCUACUCAAUCUCAUGGUUAAGCAUCUUACUGUGUGUGGAGGGAAUUUUGGAAUAAAAAGUCCCCCAGGCACCUUGA